CUAUGGCGUUUUCUAUUGUAAACGUCAGACGGAUUUAACCUUACUAUUUAAUUGAAUUUGUCGAUAUUGUACGUGAAAUAUUUCAAAUUAUAACUGCUACAGUAAGUGAUAUAUCAGUUUAAUUAGUCAGCAAAUCUAUUAUCUGAAUAAUUAAUUUAACGACACGUGCGACAUUUUUACCAAUAAUCAAUUUUAUCAUUCUAAAAAGGUACCUGCGCACGUUGCUGAUUCCUUUAAAAACUACGUAAAACAUUGUGAAUAUGAAUACAUUUCCUGAUGAAAUAUACGCCAGUAGGUCACCGAACACUACACUAUCAACAACCGGUAAAGUUUUACUAGGCUUAACAGGUGGAUUAGCUGUCGGCCUUACAGUUAUUUGUGCCCCGUUUGUUAGUCCUGCACUGAGAAAGUAUUGCCUGCCUUAUAUCCCAGCCACAAAUACACAAGUAAACAAUAUACUAACAGCUUUACAAAAUCGAAAGGGACAAUUGAUAGAUUUAGGUUCAGGGGAUGGAAGAAUAGUUUUUGAAACAGCAAAAAAUGGUUUUGCUUCAUCAGGAGUAGAACUUAACUUGUGGUUAGUGUUAUACAGUAAAGUACAAGCCCAAUUAAAUGGUUUGAGCAAAAAGACAAAAUUUCUGAGGAAGGAUUUGUGGAAAUUCAAUUUGUCCCAGUACGACAAUAUAGUCAUAUUUGGGGUUGAGCAGAUGUAAUUUUUCCAAAAAAUCGGAAAAUUCUGUUAAGGGAAUAUUAAAAGUACUUUUCUUUCACGACGGCUUUCGUCCGAUUUUUUACGAAA
This is a messenger RNA of Agrilus planipennis (emerald ash borer), 799 nucleotides long. RefSeq names its product protein N-lysine methyltransferase FAM173B. Gene Ontology annotation, molecular function: protein-lysine N-methyltransferase activity. Gene Ontology annotation, biological process: positive regulation of proton-transporting ATP synthase activity, rotational mechanism; regulation of mitochondrial ATP synthesis coupled proton transport; peptidyl-lysine trimethylation. The transcript is spliced from 4 exons. Lineage: Eukaryota; Metazoa; Arthropoda; Insecta; Coleoptera; Buprestidae. Gene Ontology annotation, cellular component: mitochondrion. The coding region runs from base 261 to 713 and encodes 150 amino acids. The record is from RefSeq and is a predicted model, not a curated record.